Messenger RNA from Microplitis mediator, 5410 nucleotides. RefSeq names its product 7SK snRNA methylphosphate capping enzyme-like. Bases 198 to 2870 code for a protein of 890 amino acids. The transcript has 4 exons. NCBI's taxonomy places the organism in Eukaryota, Metazoa, Arthropoda, Insecta, Hymenoptera, Braconidae. Gene Ontology annotation, molecular function: O-methyltransferase activity; RNA methyltransferase activity; snRNA binding. The record is from RefSeq and is a predicted model, not a curated record. Gene Ontology annotation, biological process: snRNA modification.
AGUAUAGCAGGCAAGUGAAUUAUAUCUCAAGCAACUAUUCGCCAUCGUUGAUGGUCGCACAUCGUCGUUUGAUCUCUCUGCGUCACAUAUUAUCCCGUAAUGGCGCAUUAUUGUGCUUAAUAAAGUUAUUGAGUGGACAAAUAAUCAAGUGUGUUCGACGUACAAUAAUUAAAAGAUAAAAAAAGCAAUAAAAAAAAAUGUCAUCAGCUCAAGUAGAUCGCACUUCAAAAGUCGGUCACGUGGGGAAGAAAGAAAAUGAAAAAACUCGUAAAAUGUUUAAUCAGUCGCGACAUUUUAAAUUUUCCCGUAAACGGCUGCAAAGUUUUACCGGCAGCAAUGCAAAUAAAUUUUUCCCUCCCUACAAAAGGCGUAAAAAAGAGGGCGGAAUAAUACCGCCGACAAAAUUUUUACUAGGCGGUAAUAUUUGCGAUCCACUGAAUUUGAACAGUAUGCAAGAUGAAGAAAUAAACCGGGCUAUGAAUGCAGUGACGCCUAAAUCCAGUCCAUUGCCGACACCAAAACACCGCAAAGGAAUAAUUGAAGUAAUAAUACCGCCAAAUAUAAAUGAUCCACUUAGUCUAAGUAAUUGCAACGAUGACGAGUACGAAAAACAAUUAAUUUCCCCAACAAAAAAAUUUUCAAAGCGGCGCAACCGUAAGCGCAAACGCGCGUCCUCGGGUUCUGGUAAAGAAGAUGUCAGUCACAGCGGCAGCGAAACAACAGAAGUUAAAUCCGAUGAAAUAAUUUUACUGCCACCAAUAGAACCUAAAAAAUUUCGCGUAUCGUCAUCGUCAUCAUCAACAUCAUCGUCAUCAGAACCACCAUCAGUACCAGCAAUAACGUUAAUUACUCCCGAGUUAUCAACAGAAAUACCGGAAAUACCAGCAGCUGUUGUGUCAUCGACAACUUGCUCAGUCGUAUCUUCAGCAGAAGACGAACUGACAGAAAUAAUUUCAACUGAACCAGAAUUUCCGGAAGCAGAUCCAGCUUCCUCACCAGUUACGUCAUUGCCCUCGUCUCCAGUUGCUGAAGUGACAGCAGCACCCCAGCAAUCUGUCAAAGAGACAGAAAUUAAAACUUUACCGCAGCCGCAGUUGCAACAUCAACAGGUCAAAGACACCAAAGUUAACCAACCGCAGCAUCAGCAACAGCAGCAAAUUAAAGACAACAAGGACUCGAAAGAUAAAGAAGCUAAAGUUGAAGCGCCGAGUCCUCAGAAAGAUAAAAAUAAGCUGAGGUUAAAAGGACUAGAAAUAGAAACUAAAGACAAACGCGUGCGUAAACUGGACAUUAAAGACAAAAUUGUCAGUCCGGUUAUCCCGCAACCGGGCGCUUGGAAAACGAGACCACCGCAUAGGCCCAAUCAGGACAAGAAGAAAAAAGUGUCGCAGACGGGACUGAUAGUUCCGAAAUUUCGCGAGAAAAAUUCGCGUUAUCAGUACGGUAAUUAUGACCGUUACUAUGGGUACCGUAAUCUGCAUCAUGAAAUAGACCCGCGGCUGACAGUUUUCGCGCAACGCAAAGAAUUAUUUUACAACAAAGAUAUUCUUGACAUUGGGUGCAACAUCGGGCAUAUUACGUUAUCAGUAGCACGCGAUUUAGCCGCCCGCAGUGUUACGGGCAUUGAUAUUGAUCGUAAGUUGAUUGGUAUUGCAAGAAGUAACAUAAAACAUUACGUUAAUUGUGUGAGAUCACCGGCUAGUAAUGACGACAAUGGCAGCGCGACUAAUGAUUGCGAUUCAAGUUUCUUCCCGAUGUCGAUGCCAAUUAAUUACGGGCCUAUUGAUGUACCGGGUUUCACCAAAAAUAAAAACCAUAAAGGAUUUCCGUAUAAUGUUACAUUUGUACAGGGUAACUAUGUACUAGAAGAUGAUUCUCUAUUGAAGUCAGAGCAGCCACAAUUCGAUACAAUUCUCUGUCUGUCAAUCACUAAAUGGAUUCAUUUAAAUCACGGUGAUUCGGGAUUGAAACAGGCAUUCAAGCGCAUGCAUGCUCAGUUACGUCCCGGUGGGGUUUUAGUAUUAGAAGCACAAAAUUGGCCAAGUUACGGCAAGAAAAAAGGAUUAACUGAACGGAUCUACCGGAAUUACCACAGUAUAGAAUUUUUUCCCCAAAAAUUCACCCAAUAUCUGAUAUCACCCGAGGUCGGAUUCACUCAGUGCGAGGUCGUGUCAAUUCCACCGCACCCGUCAAAAGGUUUCCAGCGGCCAAUUCAAUUGUUCACCAAAGCCGGAACGAGUCCCGCGUCCCGUACCAUAGCAGCCCCAUCAUCAACAAUAACCCGUUUCGUAGCUCGCGCCCAAGAAAAAAAAGAUUCCGAAAUCCGGGCAUUCGAACGCGAUCUGUUUCCGAUAAUUAAGAGCCCGGCGAGUAAAUUAUGCGGCAAUCUGUCGAAUUUGAGUCAACGCAGCAGCGAAUCAAUGAGUAGUCACUACGAUCAGUUGGAAAACGUUUACGCGCCGAGUUCGACUCCGUGCUACGACACCCCGAGUCACAACGACAACAGUCAGUCGGCAUUUGAACCCGAGAAAAUGUGUUACGUUGAUGUCGGUACUGUCAGUAAUCCCAACAUUAAAAUUGAUGAUAAUUUGAUUGUCCAGCCACAAACUGGUGCUGCGACCAGUGACUGCAAUGACGUCACUAAGACCGAUGACGAUCGUAAAAGAAAAAAUAAUGAAGUAAAUGAUCAUGAUGAUGGCGGGAAAAAGAAAAAAAUUUCUGAUGAUCAACUUGAGAAACAUCCGGGAAAUUUCACACCAAAGGAAAAUUAUAACGUAGAAAAUUUAGAUGCCGGAUUAAACCAACAGACAAAAAGUUGUAAUGCAGGGAAAGAUUCAAGUAGUGAUGAGAUAAUUACGGAUAAGACAUAAAUAUUAAUUAUGUUAUUAAUUGGUAGUAAUAAUUAUUCAUUAAGGUGCUUAUUUUAUUGUACGAUUUUCUGUUUAUUUUUCAUUUUCAUUUAACGAAAAAAAUUUUUUUUUUAAGCAGUAAUAUUUUUUUUUCUUUUGGAAAUUUAUAUUUAGUAGGAAUAUGCGAAUAAUUUUUUUAUUUUGUAAUUAAUUGUAAGUUUUCGAAUUGGCUGUAAAUUAGUGUAAAAAAUUUGUAUAAAUUAUUUGGGGAAUUUAAAAAUUAAGAUGAAUUCGAGCCGAUAUUUUGGUUCGGGUUUAAAAAUUUGAAAAUUAUUUGGUAAAAAUUCGAAGCGAAUUAUUUGAAUUAUUUACUUACUCGAUUUUUUUAAAUUUAAUCGGAAUUCAAAAUUCGAACCAGAUAAAAAAGUUCAAAUUUGGAGUUUUGGAAAACAUGGGAAUAAAAAAUUAAAUACUCAAAAUUCGAAUUAAAUUUUUGAAUUGAAAAAAUUGUGAAAAAUUCGAAAACUCACAAAUACUUUAAACUUUUCGAAUAAUUAAAAUAAAAUUGAAUUAUGAAAUUGAAAUUUUAUUCGAAUACUAUUCGCAAAUUCUUAAAAAUUAAUUUAUUAAAAUUUUUACUUAUAAACUUUAUACACAAUCAUUUUAAUAUUUGAAAAACAAAUUGAAUUAUUUGAAAAUAAUUUAAUCGUUUAUUGAAAUUGUUAAUAAAAAUGAAAUGUAUCAAAAAAGUAUUACUACUUAUAAAAAAAAAAGUUUUUUCUAUCGAACGUGCAGCUAGUCGAAAUUAAUAAUCUCGCAUGUUCAUAAAUAAAAUCUAAUUAAUUCGACAAAACAAUAAGCAAAAAAAAUGCAUAAUGUAUUGAAUUGUAUUUCUAAAAGGAAAGGCAUCAGUUCCCUAAAUGAUUUUUUCUACAUUAUAAAUUCUUACUGCUCAGUUGGCCACUAAAAUUUAUUCUACGGUUCUAUUGCCUACGGAAAUAUUAAAUAUGUAAUUUAAUUGCAAAAAAAAUAAUUGCAGUUCCAUUGCCUACAGAAAAUAAUUCAUGAUGUUCAAUUGAUUGCUAUUUAAUUGUGAACCCAAUCAAAGAAAUUCCUAAUUAAUGUAGACAAGCUUCUGAUUUAUUUGCUGAGAAAAUCUUGUACUUGUUGAGGAGAAAUGACCAACGUUUAAGACCGAUUAGUGAUAAAAAAAACGCAGCUGGUCUGAAAAAUAUCAGAACCUCGGUAGUUUUCACAAUAGAACACUGGAAAACUUGACAGAGUUUUCUAUCAGAAAUUAGUAGGGACAAGAUUUUUGCCUUAUUUUUUAAAUGAAUAGUUCAAAUUUUUGAUAUUACGGCGAAAAUAUUGGUCUUAUUAAAAAAGUUUUCGAACAAAAGUUGUAGGAAAUUUAAUUUUCUAAAAAAAGUGUAUCCUAUAAUUUUCGUAUACGAUCAAUAUUUUCACCGUAAUUCAAAAAUUAAGAUUCAUAAUGAAUGAUUCAAAAUUUGGGGAUUUAUGAAAAUCUUAAUUUUGAAUUUACCGCUUUCUUAUUAGUCCUAAGAAAAAAUUAUAAGAGACAUUUUUUUUAGAAAAUUAAAUUUCCUACAACUUUUGUUUAAAAAAUUUUUUAAUAAGACCAAUAUUUUCCCCGUAAUAUAAAAAAUUUCACACCUCUAAUUAUUAAAUAUUUUAAAAUUAACGCAAAAAUCCUGGCCCUAGAAAUUAGUGACCUGAUUAGGUGAUUCCCUGCGUCGACUAGGAGGUUCAACCCAGUGUCUUAUUAUGGACAUGGCGAGUUAUACUUUUGUCAAGACUACCGCGGUUCUGAUAUUUUACAGAUCAAUCGUCUUUUUUUUAUCAAGUGAUCGGUCUUGAACGUUGGUCAUUUCUCCUCAACAAGUACAAGAUUUUCUCAGCAAAAUCAGGAGCUCGUCUACAUUAAUCAGGUAUUUCUUUGAUUUGGGUUCACAAUUAAAUAGCAAUCAAUUGGACAUCAUGAAUUAUUUUUCUGUAGGCAAUAGAACUGCAAUUAUUUUUUUCGCAAUUAAAUUAUAUAUUUAAUAUUUCUGUAGGCAAUAGAACCGUAGAAUAAAUUUUAGUAGCCAACAGCAGUAAGAAUUUCCAACGUACGAAAAAAUAUUGUAGGCAUUUGACACAUUCAGCAAAAACAAUGCAGGCAAUUGAUGCCUGUCCUUCUUAAUGUAUUAUUAAUUGGUCAUCGUUAAUCUUUAUAUUUAAUUAAGUUAACUCUAUUACAAAAUAGUAUUUUUUAUUUUUCGAAUUCCUAUUGAGAUUAAUUUUAUUAUUAAUCACUUAUUAAUAAUCACUUUAAAAAAUUAACAAUCCUAAUUUAAAAAAAUUUUAUUUCUUACUCUAAUUAUUAUUAUUUUUUUUUUGAUUAUUAUGACAGUACUUAGAUUACGAAUACUUCCGCAAAAAUAGAGUGCCUGUAAAAUAAUAAACUAUUAUAAAAAUUUGUGUAUUAAUUAACUAAUUAAUUAAAAAAAAAGGGAACAAGUUUUAAUUUCUAAUUUUUUUUUCUCCGUUUAUAUAUUUAA